Uncinocarpus reesii 1704 is the source of this 453-nucleotide messenger RNA. RefSeq lists its product as uncharacterized. The transcript has 2 exons. Bases 1 to 453 code for a protein of 150 amino acids. Gene Ontology annotation, molecular function: carbon-sulfur lyase activity. NCBI's taxonomy places the organism in Eukaryota, Fungi, Ascomycota, Eurotiomycetes, Onygenales, Onygenaceae. The record is from RefSeq and is a predicted model, not a curated record.
AUGGCACAGUCUUCUCAGACUCCCCAACAGGGGGAAAAGUGGGAGGACAAUCCGCCAUACCAGGCUCAAUCGCCGGAGAAGUUUGGUAGGGUCUUCUGGCACGGUAGCUGCCAAUGCGGACAAGUGAAAUAUCAAUUGAACAGAGAAAAGCCCUUGGAUGCCAAAUUCUGCCAUUGCACAAGCUGCCAGAGACUACAUGGCGCUCCGUUUCAAUGGGCUGCCAUAUUUCACAAAUCAGAUGUCAAUUUUCUAAACGGGCACAAUGGCUUGGACUUUUACAAGAGCGGCGAGAAUCUGCGCGAGCACAGUCUACCUUGCAAAGUGUUGUGCUCGCAUUGCCAUUCUCCUAUCAUGGAUGAAGGCCGGAAUGUGAUACUGCUAUUCCCGGAAUUGAUUGAUUUCGGCACAGGUCAACGCAAGAAAGAGGCGUUGGAUUUAUUUGCUCCUAGGUAA